UCGUUUUGUUUGGAUCAUGUUUCCGUGACAAUCAUGAGAGAACGGAGUAAAAGUUUUUCGAACGCAAAUUUCAAAUAUUUAUUUAAAUAGCUAAAAAUGAACGAUUUCACCUUGCAAUCCAUUGCGGCCGACCUAGUACCGUCUAAUUACCUAUCAAUUGCGAAUAAUGCUCGUGUCAGCCGUGAUAAACUAGUCAAAGUUCUGCUGGAAAAGAAAAAGCUCCCCGAGCAUGGCUGGGAAAACAGCACCAUCGAGUACCUGGUCGAUGGACUGGCCCUGCUGGACAGCAACAAUUUCCCCAGCCGAUGCGGCGUCGGAGAACGCGAGGCCAGGGUUGUGUGCGAACUGGUCCGCAAACGCCACUACGGUUUCGCCCACGGCAUUGGGCGAUCCGGCAACCUGACCGAGGCUCAACCGAAGGCGGCCGGCUCGACAAUCAUGGCAAAUUUAACAAUCUGCCUGGUGCUGGAUUUGCUCCGAGAAAUGGGCAUCCGAAGCUGCAAAAAGGCGCUGCUAGUGCCGUUGGCGACGGGAAUGUCCGUUAUGAUGGUGCUGAGUGCGCUGAAGGCCAGCAGACCGGAUGCGCGGUACGUGCUGUGGUCCAGAAUCGAUCAAAAGUCGUGCUUUAAAAGUAUCGUAACGGCCGGGUUGAUUCCGGUGGUAAUUGAUACGGUUCCGGCGGAGGAGCGGGGUGAUCCGAUACUGGGGACUAACGUGCAAGCUUUUCGAGACAAGGUGGAGGAACUUGGUGCGGCCAAUGUUUGUUGCAUUCUUUCGACCACGAGCUGUUUUGCGCCACGAACGUGUGAUCAGAUUGCUCAGCUUGCGGACUUGUGUCGCUGUAAGGAGAUUCCUCACGUGGUCAACAACGCGUACGGGCUGCAGAGUUCCUAUUUGACGCACCAGAUUGAGCAGGCUGGCCGGCUUGGUCGGGUGGAUGCGUUCGUCCAAAGCACGGACAAAAACCUGCUGGUUCCUGUGGGAGGCGCAAUCAUAGCCGGGUUUGACUCGGCAAUAAUCGAUCAAAUUGCGGCACUUUACCCGGGUCGGGCCUCCAGCUCACAGAGCUUGGACGUCCUAAUGACGCUGCUAUCGCUGGGAAAGACCGGCUUCCAGAAACUCGUCGCCGAACGGAAGCAACUUCACCAACAUCUGCUAGAGCAACUAGCUUCAGUUGCCAAGCAGUACGGAGAAUCGGUCAUAAGUGGACGCAAUCCCAUUUCGGCAGCCCUAACGUUGCGAAGCUUCGGUGAUAACGCGCAGAUGAUUGGUUCUAUGCUGCAACGCCGGGGAGUUUCCGGCUGCCGGGUGGUGACCGGUCGCGAGACAAAAACAAUCGCAGAACACACGUUUGGCGCGUGGGGUUCACACUCGUCGGAUGGUGAGCACGUGGGGCCGUACUUGACGGCCAGUGCAGCGCUUGGGGUGACACGGGGAGAGAUUGACACUUUUGCUAAAAAGCUACAACAGGUGCUCAAGGAGCAGAAAGUCGGGGAGGGUGAAAAUAGCGAGUUAAACAAUCAAAUAAAAUAAAUGACUGUCUAAUGAAA
Messenger RNA from Culex quinquefasciatus (southern house mosquito), 1550 nucleotides. RefSeq names its product O-phosphoseryl-tRNA(Sec) selenium transferase. Lineage: Eukaryota; Metazoa; Arthropoda; Insecta; Diptera; Culicidae. Gene Ontology annotation, biological process: conversion of seryl-tRNAsec to selenocys-tRNAsec; selenocysteine incorporation. Gene Ontology annotation, molecular function: tRNA binding; O-phosphoseryl-tRNA(Sec) selenium transferase activity. Bases 97 to 1533 code for a protein of 478 amino acids. The transcript is spliced from 3 exons. The record is from RefSeq and is a predicted model, not a curated record.